UGCUCUUCCUUGACCAACAUAUAUCCACCAUAAUAUAUCCGAUCAUCUUCUCCGAUCACUGGACAUGGGCAACUGCCAAGCCGUCGAUAACGCGAGCUUCGUCUUACAGACGCAAAGCGGCAGAGCCGAAAGGUUCUACGCACCCAUCACCGCUGCGGAGAUCAUGAAGCUCCACCCUGGUCACUACGUGGCACUCCUCCUUGCCACAACCUUCUACUCUUCCCCUCCUUCCUCCUCCUCCUCCGGCCACCACCAACCACCACCCAACAACAACCCUACAACCACCAAUCAAAAUCUUCGUGUUACUCGCAUUAAGCUUCUUCGACCCACUGACAAUCUUGUUCUUGGCCAUGCUUAUAGACUCAUCACCACCCAAGAAGUGAUGAAAGGAUUAAAUGCUAAAAAGAAUAGAAAAUUAAAUAAUUUUAAGAAUUUUCAACUACCAGAAUCCACAGGAAAAAGUGAAACAAAAUCAAAUUGUGAAACAAGAUCUAAUCAACUUGGGAAAAUCCACCACCAGAUGAGGAAAACAGAUAAACAUCGGGCUCCGACGAGCUCUAAAUCCUCCGGAAGCAAACCGAGAGGAUGGCAUCCGUCGUUAAACAGUAUCUCCGAAGCAACAAGCUAGUUUAAUUAGUUGUGUUCAUAUAUCGACGUUUUCUUGGUAGAUUUUUUUUGGAAGAAGAUGGAGAUUUGCACUUUGGGGGCAUGAUGAAUGAUGCAAUUUCUUGAAAGAAUGAGAUUUUGCUUUUCAUUUUCAAUAAUGAUCUUGUUCUGUACAAGAAAUGAUCUUUAAGUAGUUAAUAGACGGUCUGAUCAGUGAACCAGUAAAAACGAUAUAGUGUAAAUCUGUAAACAUUCAAACAUUGUUUAUUUUCCUUCAAGAGAUUGAGUACAUGCAAUCAACUCCUAAUUCCUACCUUUGUAAUUA
Messenger RNA from Helianthus annuus (common sunflower), 931 nucleotides. RefSeq lists its product as uncharacterized. Bases 65 to 628 code for a protein of 187 amino acids. Lineage: Eukaryota; Viridiplantae; Streptophyta; Magnoliopsida; Asterales; Asteraceae. The transcript has 3 exons. The record is from RefSeq and is a predicted model, not a curated record.